GCGACAAGCUGCUCCGGCCAUUCACGGAGCGCCAGGACAAUGAGGUGAACAGCGAGUCCCAAGCAGACGCUCAUGCGAUAGAGGCCCUUGUCAAGGAGCGCGACGGCGCAGAGGCCGCGGCGGCCGAGCUGGAGGAGAAGUUGCGCGCCAUGUACGACAUCUCAACCCACAACGCGGAGGUCCAGAGGCGGCUCGACCCCUUGGGCGUCAGCGCGCCGCCCAUCGACCAGGUCAACGUGUCGUUGUGCCCUCCUCAACGGAUGCGCCAAGAGCUGGUGGCCUUCUACGACGCUUCGUUGGGGCCGAUGUUGGAGAAGUUUCAGCGGUACGCCUCCUGCGUGGCGAACGCCCGCAAGUGCUUCCAGGCCAUGGGCGACCGGCGCGAGCUGCUGCUGGAGAGCGUGCGCGCGGCGCGCACGCGGCUCCUCGCAGACCUCGAGCCCGACCGCGACGGCGAGGGCGCCGAGUGCGUGUCGGAGGAGGACGCCGCCAAGGAGCGCGCGCUGCACAGCGAGGCGGGCAAGAAGCUCGCCGCGGCCUUCUGGGAGGAGGAGGAGGACGCGAUCUGCCAGGGCGUCGAGGCGCUGCGCGUGCGGGCCGAGUUCGCCGCCGAGUUGCUGGACGAGUGCGACAAGAACGUCAAGAUGCUGCAGGCCGUGGCGGACAAGACCAGGUGGGCCGCGAAGGACGCCAGGCGCGACGCGGCCCCGCUGCCGCGGGCCGACGCCCAGGACUUGCCCGCAGAGGACGAGGCCGAGAUGGUGUUCGAGAUCCGGCGCCUGACGGUGCUGAACGAGGCCGAGGGGGAGAAGGCGCUGCUCCAGCGCGCCCAGGAGCGCAGCUCGCUGCACACGCGGCAGCUGCAGCGGCACCUUGACAGGGGCCGCCGCUGCGAGAAGGAGCCGCGCCAGAGGAGGGCGGAAGCGAGGCA
This is a messenger RNA of Prorocentrum cordatum, 931 nucleotides long. Lineage: Eukaryota; Dinophyceae; Prorocentrales; Prorocentraceae. The record is from the annotation of a GenBank genome assembly.